AUGGUAGCCAACGCUCUUCGGAACAUCGUCGUCGUCGGGGGCUCGUUUGUCGGUCGCGGAACGGCCCAGGAGCUCGCGAAAAUCAUCCCUCCAACUCACAGAGUCCUCCUAACCGAGCCCCAUAGCCACUUCCAUCAUCUUUUCACAUUUCCCCGAUUUGCCAUUGUCCCCGGACAAGAGCACAAGGCCUUCAUUCCUUACAGCGAAAUCUUCUCUGGUGCACCCAAUCCCGCCGCACAUGGCGUUGUCCAGGCCCGCGUCGUGUCUGUGAAUUCGCAACACAUCGAGCUUGACCGAGAAUGGCAAGGAAGCAAGCAGAUACCUUUCGACUAUGUCGUCUUGGCGACUGGUACUCGGCUCUCCAAGCCCGCGGCAAUGGACAGCGAUGAAAAGCUGCCUUCAGUCGAGUACCUGCAGAAGCACCAGGCCGAUGUCAAGAGAUCAAAAUCAAUCCUGAUCGUUGGCGGUGGUGCUGUUGGCGUUCAAAUGGCUACCGACUUGAAAGAAUACUACCCAGAGAAGAAUGUCACCGUGGUCCAAUCACGCCUGCGCGUGAUGCCGAGCUUUCACCCACAACUCCACGAUCUUGUCAAGCAACGAUUUGACGAGCUCGAAUCAACUGAACUUGUAAUCCUGGCGACCGGACAAACACCAAAUAAUCAAAUGGUCAGUGGCCUGACGCCUUCAACACCCGAUGGCCCAUCUGUGAUCAACCCCGACAACGGAUACCUUCGAAUUCGACCAACGAUGCAGCUCUUGGAUGAGAAGUACUCGAAUAUCUUUGCUGUUGGUGACAUUGCCGACACAGGCGCACAAAAAGCCGCCAGACCAGGUUCGGCGCAAGCUGCGGUCGUUGCAAAGAACAUCCUGUCUUUGAUUGAGGGAAAGAAUGCGGAAGAUACCUUCGUCAAGGGUCCUGGGGCGAUUCAUCUUACUUUAGGAAUGGUGAGUAGUUUAGUACAGUGGAUUAUCCGCUUCAAGUUCGUUCAUCACAGUGCUGAUACGUCGCUCUCGCAGAAACAUAACGUCAUUUUCCGCAACCCCAAUACCGCAGAGGGCGCAACAGAGCCUGUCAUCAUGGACAAACAAGAUGGCCAAGAAGAUAUGAAUGUUGAAGCCAUGUGGGGACGGCUGGGUAUCACCGUCGACAAUGCUCGCCAGUAUCACCUAUAA
Molecule: messenger RNA, 1173 nt
Organism: Penicillium manginii
Lineage: Eukaryota; Fungi; Ascomycota; Eurotiomycetes; Eurotiales; Aspergillaceae
Exons: 6
Coding region: 1-1173 (390 amino acids)
Cellular component (GO): cytoplasm
Molecular function (GO): electron-transferring-flavoprotein dehydrogenase activity; flavin adenine dinucleotide binding
Source: RefSeq, a predicted model, not a curated record